AUGCACUUCACUCAAGUGUCACUUGUCGUGCUCGCUGGAGCAACGAUUGCUACUGCUGCACCCCUUGAAGCUCCUAAACAUACCCUCUAUGGGCGCACAGCGCAAUAUCACAGCAGUUGCGAUAAGCCUGGCCCUGAUGGCGGAGAAAACAUGAAAGCAAAGGCCCAAAGAGCCUUCACAGACGCAUCGCAAAUGGCAUACCAGACACAGAUCCGCCAUGACAACAGUGGAAACGCUUUCACAGAGAGCUCUGCGCAUUAUUUCGCUGACGCGGACAAGGACCAAGUCAAGCGAAUGAUGCAGGUCAUCUAUAACAGCCGCCUUCCAGUGGAUGACAACGACGGCGGUCAGGGCUACUUCAUCGACAUUCGCUGUGGUAACAGUGAGGACCCUCAAACAUGCAGUGGAUCCACUCUGGCUGGCACGAGCGCGAGGCCUGGUCAAUCAGUUGUAAAUGUUAACGUCGCAUUCAAGAUGGUUCUCUGCGAUCGCUUUUUCCGCAACUCCGAGCCACGCACCAAGAACGACUUCCAAACCAAGAAAUUUGACGACAGUCGCAACGGCUGGUGCCAGCCCAACGAAGAAUUCCCCUUCUUCGAAAUCGCUGGUCUGACAAUUUUCCACGAAAUGACACAUCUGCACACCGUUGGCCAGAGGGCUGGACUCGAAGCCUUCCCCGACCCUGAUGGCUACAGCACCUCUGGCACGAUCGAUGUCUACGAGAAGGGUGGCGACGAUGACCGUGCGAAGUACAAGGACAUGGAUCCCUGGAAAGCGGCCCGGAAGCUCAAGCAGCUUUGGGAUGAGUACGAUGCGGACAACUCAAAGUACAAGCCCUUGUGGAGCCCGAUUCACAACGCAGAUAGUUAUGCUGCCGCGGCAUUGGAGUUUUCGUAUCUGGAACCUUGUAAAUGGGAUGUCAUCUUGCCCAACUCAGUCUGA
Molecule: messenger RNA, 942 nt
Organism: Bipolaris victoriae FI3
Lineage: Eukaryota; Fungi; Ascomycota; Dothideomycetes; Pleosporales; Pleosporaceae
Exons: 3
Coding region: 1-942 (313 amino acids)
Molecular function (GO): metallopeptidase activity
Source: RefSeq, a predicted model, not a curated record